Temnothorax curvispinosus is the source of this 3263-nucleotide messenger RNA. It is a transcript of the gene Moca-cyp, whose product is annotated as peptidyl-prolyl cis-trans isomerase cyp11. Gene Ontology annotation, molecular function: peptidyl-prolyl cis-trans isomerase activity. The transcript is spliced from 9 exons. Gene Ontology annotation, cellular component: intracellular membrane-bounded organelle. NCBI's taxonomy places the organism in Eukaryota, Metazoa, Arthropoda, Insecta, Hymenoptera, Formicidae. The record is from RefSeq and is a predicted model, not a curated record. Gene Ontology annotation, biological process: protein peptidyl-prolyl isomerization. Bases 209 to 1912 code for a protein of 567 amino acids.
ACCUUUCCGCCCAAUUUUUUUUCCCAGGAUUUCCACGGACGUGCGCGUGCAAUCGAUAAUUAUUGCCCUUGAGGCUCCUCCCGUCGUCCUUACUGGUUUUUUUUCAACCUGAAACGACACGUGCAAAGGGCGCGGGACGCCAUUCCCGUCGUACCGACACUCUGGAAUCGCGGAGUCAUACCGGAUAAAGAUCUGUGUGGCGAUUGUGAUGCAUCAUAAUCCGGAGAACCCUUUCGCCAUGGUUAACGUUAACGCGAGGGUGUUCUUCGACGUGGAGGUCGGCGGACUGCCCAUGGGCAGAAUAGUCUUCGAGCUGUUUUCGGACACUUGUCCCAUAACGUGCGAGAACUUCCGCGCGUUAUGCACCGGAGAAAGGGGACUUGGGAAAACGACGGGCAAGCCGUUGCAUUAUAAAGGCAUUGUUUUUCAUAGGGUUGUAAAGGAUUUUAUGAUUCAAGGUGGAGAUUUCUCGAUAGGUAAUGGGACGGGUGGCGAGUCGAUUUACGGCGGUACAUUUGCAGAUGAAAAUUUUAUUAUGAAACAUAACAAGCCAUUUUUGUUGUCAAUGGCGAAUCGCGGUAGAGAUACCAAUGGCUCACAAUUUUUUAUUACAACACAACCAGCGCCUCACCUCGACAAUGUCCAUGUGGUUUUUGGAGAAGUAGUGUCUGGGCAAGAGAUCGUUACGCAUAUUGAAGGACUUCCAGUAGACCGAAUGUCACGUCCGUUGCAAGAUGCUAAGGUUGUGAACUGUGGCGAAUUAAUUUUGAAGAUCAAAAGUAAAGUGAAAAAACGAGAAGCGAAGCAAAGUAGUUCGGCGGAGUCGGAGUCCGAUUCUUACUCUGCCGAUAAAGCGAAGAAGAAGAAGAAGAGCAAGAAAAGUAAAAAGAGAGCAAAGUCGGAAGACGGUGAAAUUCGGGAUUCUAAUGAGGAAGAUGAUGGGGAACCUCAUCCGCUGGUGUCAGUUACCAAAAUUGAUCCCGAUGAAAUUCCGGAAGUACCGGCGAAUAAAUUUUUGUAUAGAGCAGGAUCCACCAACAAUGCAAAUCAGAAGGAAUUUAGACAGCAUUACGGAAGAGAUCGUGUACGAUCUCACAGAAAGACUGGCCGUGUUUUCAAGGGUAGAGGAAUAUUCCGAUAUCAUACUCCUUCUCGAAGUCGUUCCAGAAGUACAACACCACCUCAUUGGAAGCAAGCUCAAAACCGUACUAUCAAAUUGCACGAAUUUCAGAAAAUAGAAAAGGAACGUAUGAAGAAAGAAGAAGACUUUAAACAACGUGAAACUGAUAGAGGUAAAAGAUUCGCAGAUAAUCCCGAUGAAAAUGAUCAAGUGCCAGACCUAGAUAACAAUAUAUGCCCGACGGAAUUAAUGGAGAAUAAAGAGAACGAUCAGACGGACGAGACAGCGGCUAUAGCUAAAGUAGCGCAAGAUGAUAGCGUAAAGAGAAACACGGAGGGAAAUAACGUUAUGCAGAGCAAGGAGAUGAAGCAUAACAAGAAUGAGAAGUUCAGACGCGACGCUAAUCGAUCCUACAAUGACCGAAACUCGCGACGUGACUCCAAGGACAGAAACAGAAGACGCGGACGUUCUCGGUCACGAGACCGUCGAAGGUCCAGAGAGAGAGACUACGAUCGUAGAGGAAGCCGUGACAGAAGGAAUCGAAGAAAUUAUUCUCCUCGUAGGCGAGAUUCUUACAGAACCAACAGACCCGGAAGAGACAAUUACAGGCACUAUGACAAGCGCAACGAUCGACGUCGGAAUAAUUCUAAUUCCCAUCAGGACAACGAUAUCAACUCCCGCCACGACAAGACCAAGUAUAAGAAAAACGACAACGUAUCGGACACGAGCCAAGCGAAGUUUAAACGCCGCUCGCGAUCGAGCAGCUCCAGCAGCCAGCACUCCAAAGAUUAAUCCGCGUUGUUUCACAUUCUUUCUUUCGCUUAUUAUUGACACCAACGAAAUACUAUUAAAAUAAAACUUGUGAUUGUCAUUUAAAUCAAUAAAAAUAUUUGAACGAUUAGCUCAUAAUGUAGUAUUUAUUAUUGGAUGUUUCAUAGAUAAGCAUACGCAUCUAUGGCACAAUAAUAAUUGCUGCAAAACUGCACUUUUUUUUUGUUUUUUAUAUAUGGAUAUAUUAUAAUUACGGGGAUGAAGUUUGAAAUCAAUAAUUAUAAUUAAUUAUCGCAAUUAUAUAUAUCUGAUAACGAAGCAUAAAGUUAAUACUGCAUUAUUUAAUCGUCCAAAUAUGGGCAACAUAUUUUAGAUCGGUUUGUGGUAUCCCGUCAACGCUUUUCAACAAUACUAUGAUUAUAUCGAUGUACAAUCACCGACAUAUUAUUAGUUUGUGAAUCAAUAAUGCUGGAGUAAUACAUCUCGACUCUCUUUCGAUCACACAUUUGUGGUUAAUGCACGUGUUUCAUCAUUGGAAUGUACAAUAUAAGGUUUAUCUAUAUUUAAAUAUUCUUAUGAAAACGCAUCUCUUCUCUACUUUUUUCUUAUGUUGGAUAUACAUGUGUACUGGUAAAUAUUUUCAAAAUAUUUCUAUAUGAAGAGAUUUCUCCCAAGAUUUCGAAUAUCAAUUCCUUUUAGAGUUCAAAUCGAAUUAUUCCGCUUCACAUGAUUAGCUAAGUCACACAGCGAAAUUGAGUCUUGAAAAUUAAUGAUAAAUUAAGUCAACGAUUAGAAAAUACGCUUUAAAUAUUUUAUAUGUAAAGCUCUUGAGAUAUAUGUAUGUAUACAUUUACAUAUACAUAUAAUGUGUAAAAUUGUAAUAAAUGAAUUACUUUUACGCGAUUCUAGUGACGACUGUCAUUCAUCAUCAAUAAAACAAUGAUUUUUUUUGUAGAUUUAAUAUUGUAAAAAAGCAAUCAAUAUUUUAAUACGAUCAGUGACUUCAAAUAGUUGUUUUUAAUAUCGUUUUAAAUGUAAAAAUUAAUAAUCAUCAAAUGAACUUUUGAAAGUAUUUAGUAUAGUGAUAUCGCUAGCUAUAGACUAUAGACCAGCACCCACUGUUAAAAUUUUAGAUAAAUUCGUCUAGCCAUUUUUUAAAUUAUAUAACGUCCGUUCAAAUUAAUAAAUAUUAUUAAUAAAUAUACAGACUCGACCCUUUGUUUAACAUAUACGUUGUAACAGUGCUAUUUUCUUUACAAUUUACAUCAUACAUUCAUAUAAUUAUAUGCAAUUAUACGAUAUACGAUGUAUACAUCAUAUAUUGAUAAAUUAUAUCGUGAAUAUAAUUUAUCUUCAUUAUAAAUAUAUAUAU